This is a messenger RNA of Scatophagus argus, 4267 nucleotides long. RefSeq names its product aminopeptidase O (putative). The transcript is spliced from 18 exons. Gene Ontology annotation, molecular function: zinc ion binding; metalloaminopeptidase activity. The record is from RefSeq and is a predicted model, not a curated record. Lineage: Eukaryota; Metazoa; Chordata; Actinopteri; Scatophagidae. Bases 842 to 3559 code for a protein of 905 amino acids. Gene Ontology annotation, cellular component: nucleolus.
AGCGUCACUCCAGCGUUAAGUGUAAAACUCAAACAUUAAUUCAGUAUGACUAGUCUUUUGUAGCGUCAUUUAUGAGUCUCAAUGUGUUGCUGAGCUGUCGGGUCUUAUACGGCUUCAGUAUGUGUACAUACGUGUAUCAAGGUGUUCAACCGUUACUUAAAAUGUAUAUAUUUUUUGCCCUGUAGCCUCUAAUUUUAAAAAAAGCAAAGAUGAAAAUCUUGAUGAUGGAAACAGUUAUCUUCAUUUUGGUUUGAGUUAAGCUUGCAGGAGAGGCAAGCUCUUACCUGUUUUGCCUGCAACUAUUCUGUAUGUGUCCUGACCUGUUACAGUUUAAACUUUCACAAUGAUCUUUUAGUAAAGUAAGAACCUUUAACUAUUUAAUCUUCAUUUUUUUUGAAGAGUACCAAUAAUUCAUUUUAUAACUUGGAACAACUCUAGUGUAGUGUAUGUUACUAUACUAAGACAAAGUUAGGAUCAGAAUGGUCAUAUAGAUCAGAGUCUUUUUUUAAUGCCUACCUCUAACAUUAACGUGAAAUAACAUGGGUUUUCUGGCCUUUCCUGUUGGUGUAGAUAUGAUUCCUCUGUUUUUGUGUGCUUGUAGUUUAUGAAUAUACUCUUGCACUGAAUAACCUCUGAAGGUUUUUCUGUUGUAAAUGUUAAUUGCACCCCGGUCUUUGCCAAGCCUGCUUCAUGCCCCAAGCAGGUUAAAUGGAUGGAUUGUGACAGCAAAAACUCGUAGAAAAGUAGCAGAGCUUUAGUACAGGCUACUGCACACAGCUGGUCCUGGCAUUGGUCUGAGGUUUGGCAAUCCUCUCCUCAACUCUGACACCGUUUGUGUGACAUGGAGCCAGACGAGGACCUAAACCCUGUCACAGAUGACCUUCCACUACGAGCCAAUACCAACCACAUACUUGUCAGGCAUUAUGUGCUCGACCUGACUGUUCAGUUUGACAGGAAAGUCAUCAGUGGUAGUGUUGUUCUGUUCCUGGAGCCUUGCUCUGGGGUGGAAACUGAGGAUGAUGUUGGACCUGGAGCUGCUGAGGGAUCCAGAACUGUAGAAGCUGGAGGUAGUCAGGAUGGGUCUGCAUGUAGACUUCACAAUGUGGAGGAUGGUGCAAAAGGACUUGGGAACACUACAACAAGUACUGAUCAGAUGUUUGGUGCUAGAGAAAGAGACAGAGCUGAAAUUCAGCCUGUGUCCGUGGUCGGAUCACAGACUACACCUGAAUCCAAAAAUAUUCAGUCUUCACGUUUGUGGGAAACCACCAGUGACGGGGAUUUCACUUUGGUGCUGGACUGCUGUGACCUCAAUGUGUCAAAGGUCGAAGAGGUGGACAUCACCUCUGUGACAUCCAUGUCUUGCCUCCUACCAGAAGUUGCAUGUGAGAGGUCAUGGAUAGGCUCAGUGAAUCCACAAGCAGCCUUUAUCCAGAAUCUAAUCUCCAUGCCCAGCAGUCGAUGGAGGCAUAAGCACCAGCUCUUUUUGCUGUGUAGCCGUGCCUCUGGUGCUCAGGAUGGCAGCUCACUGCAGUUUCACAGAGAUCGAUGGAGUCUGCAGGUGACGAAGAAAGGGGUGGCAUCACCUCAGGAGUUUCCUCACGCUCUCAGGAUCUGCUAUGAGACGAAGCCAACAGGAGGCUCUGUGAGAUGGACCACAGACCAGGACAACAGGGUGUGUGUUUACACUGCCGGCUCUCCCAUCAACAACCGAGCCCUUUUCCCCUGCCAGGAGCCGCCUGUUGCCAUGUCAACAUGGCAGGCAACAGUACGGGCCCCCGGUGAGUGUGUGGUUUUGAUGAGCGGGGAAGAGCAGACUGCACCUAUUGAGGAUGGAGACACAGGUUUCUUAGUCUGGAAUUACUAUGUCACUAUGCCCAUGCCAGCCUCCACCUUCACCCUGGCAGUGGGUCACUGGCGUCAAAUCUCAGCAGGAAAUCCCCCAGCACUGGGAGAAGGGGUGAGGGACAAGGCCGACUGUGGCAAGACUGCCAAACUCAGGGCUGGACCUCGGCAGCAGGCUGAUGCUGAGUUUGAAUCUGGACUUGGAAGCUCUACCAGCAAAGUAGUAAAGGGCUCCCCACUCCAGACUAGCAGAGACCAGACCACCCGCACAGACUCUGUAUUCUGUUACUCUUCCCUUGAGGAUGAGGGGCUCUCUGCAACUGAUUAUUCAGGCAUGGUGGAUGACGGCAUCUCUUGUUCCCAUGGCGACUACCCUUGCCGAUUUACUGAGCGGUCGGCUAGGUCCCAGCGGGUGAUUCCACAUCGUGUGUUUGGCCCCGUCAGCUUGUUGCAGAAGGCCCAGGCAGUCGUCAAGCUGUUGCCUCGAUGUCUGGCUGCAGCCCACACCAUCCUGGGGGUCCACCCCUUUCCCCGCCUUGAUGUCCUCAUUGUCCCAGCAGGGUUCUCCAGUCUGGGCAUGGCCAGCCCCCAUAUAAUCUUCCUGUCCCAGAGUGUACUGUAUGCCUCGAGUUCUGGUUCUGGAGAGAACAGCCUGUCUCUGUGUGGGUCCAGGAUGUGCCAUGAGAUUGCCCACUCGUGGUUUGGCCUGGUUAUUGGAGCCAGAGACUGGACUGAGGAAUGGAUCAGCGAGGGCUUUGCCACCUACCUGGAGGAUAUUAUCUGGGCCCAAGCACAGCAACUCUCUUUACAAGAGACAGGAGAACAGUCUGACCUGAAAGCCUUGCUGAGGUGGAGACGACUCUCUGAUGAGUUGAAGAACUCAGAGGAGGAACUUCAAAUCCUCAGACCUAACACGGAGAACACCGGUCAGGUCAAUGAGUCCGGCUCUUCCACUGUUAAACAUGCCCUCAACCCUGACAAAGCCUUCAUGCAAGUCCAUUACCUCAAGGGUUACUUCCUCCUCAGGUUCUUGGCCAGUCAAGUGGGAGAGCAGCAAUUCAUCGACUUCUUCAGAUUAUUUGUGAAGAAAUACCACGGGCAACUCAUUUUAUCUCAGGAUUUCCUAAGAAUGCUGCUGAUUGUCUUUCCCGACAUGGAGAGAAAAGGCAUUAGCCUCGGUGCUAUUUAUGCUGACUGGCUCGAUCAACCAGGAAUCCCAAAGUGGCUGUAUGAAAGGAGCGCCGUGUGGUCACAGGCGAGGCUGGUGGAAGAAGUCAAAGCAGAGGUUGUAAAAUGGAUUCUCUUCAGUCAGAGUCAUCAGGGGAAGGGCAGAAAGCGGAAAAGAAUAGAGCCCAAGGUGAACUACAGAGAGGUGACGUCGGAGCAGCUAGUGAUGCUUUUGGAGCUUCUGCUCGAAGAAGAGGAGCUAAGCGUUGCAACAAUGCGCGCUCUGGAGAGAACUUACGACCUACAGAAUCAAGACGCUGAGGUGCGCCAUCGCUGGUGCGAGCUGGUGGUCAAACAUGCGUACACUCGGGCUUACAGAGAUGUGGAACACUUUCUGGUUCAUGACCAAGCCAUGGGUGUGUAUCUGUAUGGGGAGCUGAUGGUUCAGGAGGACCCUGAGCAGCAGGCUCUGGCCUUUCGCUGCCUCUCAUUGGUCCAGGAAGAAAUGGACCAGUCGGCACGCAGAGUGGUGGAGGAGAUGGUCCUAUGACACUGGAGGUUGCUGACUGCAGAUGGAGAUGACAGGAGUUUGGCACACGGGGGUGUAUGGGGGUCCAGCACUCACCUCUUCUUCCUCUGUAGCAGAGGGGACGCUGCAGAAUCGCUCGGCAGCGUGAACACCAGAAGGCUGUACUCUUCCUCUACAGCCAAGGCCAACUGGCAAGUUUUAGAGCACAGCAGUUCUGUUCAUUCAAGUCUAAAGAGAGUGUGAUUGUGUGUGUGUGUGUGUGUGUGUGUGUGAAUUAAAAACAAUACCAGCUGUUCAGAGUGAGAUAUGAUGUUGUUGCCUGCAUUACUGUUGUGGUAAGAGAGAAAAAUUACAUCAUUUCACCUGUUGAAAAUGACAGAUCAUGUAAAAAGACUUUGUCCCCCCCCCCCCAUUCACAUUUAAGAACCUGAGCUGCUGUGUUUAAGUUUGUUUCUCCGUGUGUGCGUCGUGUGGCUGCGUCCGUGUGAGUUCAUGUUUGUUUAGUCUGAAGCCACGAUCUGCUUCUUAAGAGUUUAGAAUGGAAAUACUUUGUCAUGUUUUCAUACAUAACAAAUUACUUCACUCUGGCCUGCGACAACGCUGGAAAAUAUACAACAGACAACUCUGGGUAUUUCUGCAAGCAGAAAUGACAAUUUUUCUCCGUAUAAUUUUAAGUGAAAAUCUUUGAUAUGUUCACGCUGAAAUAAAAUGAUGUUUUCUUAAAAUAAA